This is a messenger RNA of Histoplasma mississippiense, 5718 nucleotides long. RefSeq lists its product as hypothetical. Bases 1 to 5718 code for a protein of 1905 amino acids. Gene Ontology annotation, biological process: regulation of ARF protein signal transduction. Gene Ontology annotation, molecular function: guanyl-nucleotide exchange factor activity. The transcript is spliced from 8 exons. The record is from RefSeq and is a predicted model, not a curated record. Lineage: Eukaryota; Fungi; Ascomycota; Eurotiomycetes; Onygenales; Ajellomycetaceae.
AUGGCUGAGCUCGAAUAUGUCCCUCCCGCGGCUUCGGCGGAGGCUUCCCUCAAAGGCAGCGGCCUACGCGACGAACAUGAGCUCCCCCAAAAAACUGGCUCCCAGUCAUUGUCACCUGAUAGCAGUGGAGAGCACGAUUCCUCUAUCGACGGGGAAAACAAAGUAUAUAUGGAUGUCUCCCCGACCGCUACCACUCCGAAUCCACACCCCCUUCGGCAAGAGGCCAAGGAUUUCUCCUCCCGGACAGCAGACAAUCUUGAGCAGACAGAAACAGUUGUUGCCAUUGAGAAUACAGAUGCUGAAGAACCUAAUCCAGACAGUGGGGUAACAGCUCUUGAACCCCAUGAAGGCGCUGAGGGUUCUGCACAUAACGAAUCGGAGAUGGCAAAAUCUCCGUCGCCAGAGGAUGAUACCGCAACAGAUCCGAGCACAUUUGAUGUCAGAACGCGCUCAGACUCGAGGUCUACCGUCACGACUCAGAACGCCCAGCGAUCUACGCCAAUUAGCUCCGCUGUGUUCAUUUUAACGGCACUCGAUACAAUCGGGUCUUCAAAGGAUGCACGGCGGAGCAAGGGGUUGGAAGAAGCUGUGGCCAAAGCUCGUGCGAAUAUUAAACAAUCUGACGAACAACCUAUUGAUCCAGAAGCCAUAUUUGCACCGUUACAGCUGGCUACGAAGACGCUUAGCAUACCCUUACAGGUGACAGCCCUAGACUGUAUCGGCAAGCUGAUCACCUAUUCUUAUUUCGCGUUCCCGUCCGUCCCUGCUGCUGGCGAAGAUCCACAGGCAACCCCCGAUCAGCUUCCACUUAUAGAGCGUGCUAUUGAGACAAUUUGUUCUUGUUUUGAGAAUGAAUCAACCCCCCCUGAAAUUCAACAACAGAUCAUUAAGUCCCUCCUCGCCGCCGUACUGAAUGACAAAAUUGUCGUCCACGGAGCUGGUCUUCUAAAGGCUGUUAGACAAAUAUAUAAUAUCUUUAUAUAUUCCAAAUCUAGUCAAAACCAACAGAUUGCCCAAGGGUCACUCACCCAGAUGGUAGGCACUGUGUACGACAGGGUCCGCGUUCGUUUGGAUCUUAAGGAGACCCAGAUUCGCGACAGGGAAGACCAUGAUGGUUCCUCACCAGCGCCGGACUCAAUAAGCCAGGCCAAUGGUGACUUGCGAAGCGAGCAAGAUUCGUCAUCUGAAGCUUCCCAACCUGUUCCUGACCAACCCGUCGCCAAGGAUUUGACAGAGAAGCUCACCCUGCAGAGUUUUGAAACAAAUAAGGACACUCUUCUAGUCAACGAUAAUGCUCCAACAAUGGUUACGCGAGCGAAAGUUAGCAGGAAGCGUGAAAAGUCUGUAUCUGGCGACGAAGGUGAUUCCUUCGCCGACGACGACGUGGAUGAAAUAUAUGUGAAAGAUGCCUUCCUCGUUUUCCGCGCGUUGUGCAAACUCAGUCAUAAAGCUCUUUCUCACGAACAGCAACUGGAUAUCAAAUCUCAGAAUAUGAGAUCCAAGUUGCUCUCCUUGCACUUAAUCCAACAUCUCCUCAGCAAUCAUAUCGCGGUUUUUACUUCUCCUCUCUCAACCUUAAAACAUAGCAGCAAUUCCUCCGACUCCAUGACUCUUUUAGAAGCUGUCAAACCGCACCUUUGUCUAAGUCUGAGUAGAAAUGGUGCUAGCUCUGUUCCGCGCGUUUUUGAAGUUGGUUGCGAGAUAUUUUGGCUCAUGCUCAAACAUAUGAGAGUUAUGCUCAAGAAGGAAAUUGAAGUAUUUCUCAAAGAAAUUUACCUCGCCAUUUUGGAAAAGCGGAACUCUCCAAUGUUUCAAAAACUAUAUUUUAUGGACAUUCUAGAGAGGCUGUCCGCCGACCCAAGGGCACUUGUGGAAAUUUAUUUGAAUUAUGACUGUGAUCGGACGGCUUUAGAAAAUAUAUUUCAAGGCAUUAUCGAACAUUUAUCGAGGCAGUCGAGCACUCCUAUAACAGUGACGGCGAUGCAGGAGCAACAAUAUCAGGAACACAGCAAAUCCCAAUCUCCUAAUAAUGAUUGGCACCAGAAAGGAACACUUCCACCCUCGCUUUCCACAGCGAAAAUGGGCUCUGGAACACCCACAGGCACCCAAAGUAUUCCCCAAGAAUACGUUUUGAAACAACAAAAAGUAAAGCAGCGAAAAAUUGCCCUCACGAAUGCUAUCAAGCAAUUUAAUUUCAAACCAAAAAGAGGAAUCAAGGCGCUGCUCUCGGAAGGAUUCAUCCGAUCCAACUCCCCUGUGGAUAUCGCGAACUUCCUAAUUCGAAAUGACCGACUGGAUAAAGCAACUCUUGGAGAGUAUCUCGGGGAGGGCGAUGCCGAAAAUAUUGCCAUUAUGCACGCGUUUGUUGAUUGUAUGGAUUUCAAGAAGCGUCGGUUCGUGGAUGCUCUCCGGCAAUUCUUGCAGAGUUUUCGAUUACCUGGCGAGUCCCAGAAAAUUGACCGGUUCAUGCUUAAAUUUGCUGAGCGAUAUUUAACUGGCAACCCGAAUGCUUUCGCCACUGCUGAUGCCGCCUACGUUCUUGCAUAUUCGGUUAUCUUGUUAAAUACCGAUCUUCACAGCACCAAAAUGAAGGGAAGGCGAAUGACGAAGCAGGAUUUUAUCAACAACAAUCGCGGGAUCAAUGAUAAUAGCGACCUUCCCGAAGAGUACCUCUCCGGUAUUUAUGACGAGAUCGCUAAUAAUGAGAUCGUUCUUAAUACCGAGAGGGAGAAUGCUGCUAAUUUGGGCAUUCCAACACAACCACAACCAGGGUUAGCCACCAGGGCAGGGCAAGUUUUGGCAACUGUUGGCCGAGAUGUACAGGGUGAACGCUAUGCGCAAGCAUCGGAGGAGAUUGCCAACAAAACCGAACAGCUUUAUCGAAGUUUGAUCCGAGCGCAGCGCAAGUCUGCGAUCAAAGAAGCUCUCUCGCGCUUUAUCCCCGCGACCUCGGCGCGGCAUGUUGGGUCCAUGUUCAAUGUUACUUGGAUGUCCUUUCUUUCUGGUCUCUCGGCGCAUGUCCAGGAUACUCAACAAUUAGACACGAUACGUCUUUGUAUGGAGGGAAUUCGUCUGUCAAUCCGCAUCGCUUGCCGAUUCGACCUAGAAACCCCUCGCGUUGCCUUCGUUACCGUGUUGGCGAAGUUUACAAAUCUAGGCAAUCUCAGAGAAAUGAUGGCUAAAAAUAUGGAAGCGUUGAAGGUGCUGCUUGAUGUUGCUAUUUCUGAGGGUAACCACUUGAAGGAAUCUUGGCGAGAAAUCUUGACUUGUAUAAGUCAACUUGACAGAUUCCAGCUCCUUACCGAUGGCGUGGAUGAAGGGGCGCUGCCGGAUGUGUCGAUGGCUAGGCUUACUCCACCGUCAACUGCAGAUGCCUCUCGCUCCAGAAAAUCUUCUCAAGCACACCGACGACCUCGACCUCGCUCCAUGCAAAAUGCAAAUGCGCACUACCGUGUCGAGGUGGCUAUGGAAAGUCGCUCUACAGAAAUGAUUCGUGGCGUUGACCGCAUAUUUACGAACACUGCCAACCUCUCCAACGACGCCAUUGUAGACUUUGUUCGGGCGCUCAGCCACAAAGUUGUUGAGAUCAGUUACUAUAAUAUGACCCGAGUGAGGAUCGAAUGGAGCAGGAUCUGGGAGAUUUUGGGCGAACAUUUCAACCAGGUUGGCUGUCAUACCAAUACGGCCGUUGUAUUUUUUGCUCUCGACUCUCUCCGCCAGCUUUCCAUGCAGUUUAUGGAAUUGGGAGAACUGCCCGGGUUCAAAUUCCAGAAAGAUUUCUUGAAACCAUUUGAGCACGUCAUGGCCCACAGCACUACGGUUACUGUCAAGGAUAUGGUACUUCGCUGUCUCAUCCAGAUGAUUCAGGCUCGUGGUGAUAAUAUUCGGUCUGGAUGGAGAACUAUGUUUGGUGUUUUCAGUGUUGCUGCGCGAGAGCCCUAUGAGGGAAUCGUUAGCAUGGCAUUUGAGCACGUCCUGCAGGUCUACACGACUCGUUUUGGUGUUAUCAUUACCCAAGGCGCUUUCGCAGACCUCAUUGUGUGCCUCACAGAUUUCUCGAAAAACCUCAAGUUCCAGAAAAAGUCUCUUCAGGCAAUUGAAACAUUGAAAUCCACCAUUCCUAAAAUGCUUAAGACUCCUGAAUGCCCGUUGUAUCAACGCCGCCCUGGAGAAGAAGGAGCUGAUGUACCGACUCAACCUCUGCAGCCAAGUCGACAAUCGGCGGAAGAACAAUUCUGGUAUCCUGUCUUGAUUGCCUUCCAGGACGUACUGAUGACUGGUGAUGAUCUUGAAGUUCGAUCAAGGGCGUUGAACUAUCUUUUCGAGACUUUAAUCCGAUUCGGAGGAGACUUCCCUCCAGAAUUUUGGGAUAUCCUUUGGAGACAACUGCUUUAUCCUAUUUUCAUCGUCCUCCAGUCGAAAUCAGAGAUGUCGAAGGUGCCAAAUCAUGAAGAAUUGUCUGUUUGGCUCUCAACCACAAUGAUCCAAGCUCUGCGUAAUAUGAUUACUCUGUUCACACAUUACUUUGACUCCCUCGAGUAUAUGUUGGAUCGGUUUUUGGAGCUACUCACUCUAUGUAUAUGCCAAGAGAACGACACGAUUGCACGAAUUGGCAGCAACUGUUUGCAACAACUUAUCCUACAAAACGUCUCCAAAUUCCAGGAGAAGCAUUGGACGAAAAUCGUAGGGGCUUUCGUGGAAUUGUUUGAGAAGACUACUGCCCAUGAACUAUUUACUGCAACUACCACAGCACCUUUUAAGGAAUUAGAGGCUCAAAAACGCAAUGCCGAAAAUGCGGCAAGUGAAGAGUCUGCUGACAAAACUAUGAAUGAAGAGCUUUCGUCGACUUCUAUGCCUACGAAGGUUAAUGGAAAUACUCAUUUUGAUGGGGAAAGUCAUGAUGCGGAGGAUAGCCAAUUGAAUCCUGGCCAACUUCCCCCAGCCGCAUCUUCGGAGCUUGAAGAUUACCGUCCCCAAUCCCAAAUGGGCCAACCUCCUGCAAUAGUGACAGUUGCACGAAGACGCUUCUUUAACGGAAUCAUCACCAACUGCGUUCUACAGUUACUGAUGAUUGAGACAGUCCACGAGCUCUUCUCGAAUGAUGCCGUCUACGCACAGAUACCCAGCCAGGAACUUCUCCGCCUCAUGGCACUCCUUAAGAAAAGUUACCAGUUCGCGAAAAAAUUCAACGAAGCCAAGGAUCUCAGGGUCCAACUGUGGCGGCAGGGUUUCAUGAAACAGCCGCCGAAUCUUCUCAAACAAGAAAGCGGAAGUGCCGCUACAUAUGUCAAUAUUCUGUUCCGCAUGUACCAUGAUGAAGGUGACGAACGGAGGAACAGCAGAGCCGAGACAGAAGCUGCACUUAUCCCCCUAUGCGCGGAUAUCAUUCGUGGUUAUGCCCAUCUGGAUGAAGAAACCCAGCAACGCAACAUCGUGGCGUGGCGACCAGUAGUCGUGGACGUUAUGGAAGGAUACACCGGCAUGCCCCGUGAGACUUUCGAAAAGCACAUUGAAACCUUCUAUCCAAUCUGCAUUGAUCUUCUCGGCCGCGAUCUCAACAACGACGUUCGGCUUGCCUUAUACUCCUUUCUCCGUCGUGUAGGAGAGUGCCGUCUCGGAAUGCCUCCGUACAUCCCACCAGAAACACCCUCCAGCCCACGGAGCUUUACUUCUCAACACUAUUUUAAUGGCAGCAGGCGGCGUAGUAAAGGACGGUGA